Messenger RNA from Myodes glareolus (Bank vole), 268 nucleotides. The record is from RefSeq and is a predicted model, not a curated record. NCBI's taxonomy places the organism in Eukaryota, Metazoa, Chordata, Mammalia, Rodentia, Cricetidae.
UUUCCGUUCUUUUCGGUUCUCGCCGCUGUACGGUCUCCAGCGCCGAGCGCCCGUCGCCAUGCCUCGGAAAAUUGAGGAAAUCAAGGACUUCCUGCUCACGGCCCUGCGAAAGGAUGCCAAAUCUGUCAAGAUCAAGAACAAGGAAAAUGUGAAGUUCAAGGUUCGCUGCAGCAGGUACCUUUAUACCCUGGUCAUCACAGACAAGGAGAAAGCCGAGAAGUUGAAACAGUCCCUGCCCCUUGGCUUGACAGUAAAGGAGCUGAAAUGA